This is a messenger RNA of Symbiodinium sp. CCMP2592, 597 nucleotides long. The record is from the annotation of a GenBank genome assembly. NCBI's taxonomy places the organism in Eukaryota, Dinophyceae, Suessiales, Symbiodiniaceae.
AUGGCUUGGGAGUAUGCGGUGGUCCCUCACGAUUCCAUUCAGGAAUUCUAUCCAGUGUGGCCUUUCUUGGGUUGGCGUGCUGCGAGCACGAGUCUCAGCGAUCUUUGGGCGACGGUCCUCCGUAAGGAGGAGGAAGGCAUCUAUCCAUGCUGUAUCCGUGGUCUGGGGUUCAGUGCGUCCACCAAGUAUUUCUGUUCCCAACGAAUGUUUCUUGCAGUGCAGCUCGAGGCUUCACUGCUCAUCUACAAGCAUACGCAGAAUCAGCAGGUCAUAGUGGCGAAGCCCAUCCGGAAGAUCAUGGCCCAAUUUUUCGUUGAAGCAGCUACUGUUUUCAGUGUGCGGCUGACCUUGCGGUUGGAUGCAUGCUUCAACAACGGUUCCAGCGAGAGUUGCAGUGUCGAAGUUCUCAUGAACACAGAUAAGAAAAUCGAGGAUUUGCGGGACCUCUCCAUUUAUCAUGCUCGGCAGGUGUUUACAGAGCGCGAAGUGCUGUCAUCCCAAGACUCCUGGUAUUUCUUGGAAUGUCUCAUGGUCGAGCAUAAGAAAGAUCGGCUAGGCUACUGGGUUCCCGCAGCAAGGCCUGCGGCCAGGGAGUGA